Molecule: messenger RNA, 1195 nt
Organism: Truncatella angustata
Lineage: Eukaryota; Fungi; Ascomycota; Sordariomycetes; Amphisphaeriales; Sporocadaceae
Exons: 8
Coding region: 1-1089 (362 amino acids)
Source: RefSeq, a predicted model, not a curated record
AUGACGAAGUUGAUGUUAAAAGUGUUGGCGGCUGCUGUUCUGCUGCUACAACUGACAGAUUACGUCUCAAGCUGCGGGUCAGAAUGGAUGCCUUGCGACGAUGUAUUGAUUGCUGGCGGAAGCGAAACGCGUCUCGGUUUUGCUAGUGCUGUACAAACAUUCUGCAAUGCGGCUGACGGUCAGAAGGUCGGACCCGGAGACUACCUCUCUAUGGCGACUGAGGUUUUCCACAACGGCGGCAAGGAUCCCUCCACGUACGGUGUCAUAGGCUAUGCCUACUACGCGAGCUGCCAAAGAUACUUCGAUGCACUUAGCGUAGACGGGGGCCGAUGUUCUGGCGAAAUACACAAGGACACCAAGGGUGGCACCUGGCAGAUCGGUGACGACCGCAUAUCGUAUCACGCUUUGGGAGAGAGGCUUCCGCCCGAGUUCGUCCCACUUAAUCAGCUCAUUCCCACCGUCGUACUCAGGCCUCAGAGCGUCAACAAGGGUUGUGGCGCACCUCUCAAUCCGUGGCCUUUCGACUCUCACAACGACUACGAUCAGAGUAUCCCUUUAUUUGCUACCCUGAGCGCGGGAUGCGCCUGUAUCGAGGCCGACGCCUACUCGCCAAAGGCUGGCAGAACGUUGAAGGCUCAGCAUAUUGAGCCUUUAAGAUCCGUUCUGGAUCAUAAUAACCGAGGUUCACCAGGCAGCAUAGGCGUCUAUAUAGCUUCGCCGGGUCAAAGUGUAGAUCUUCUUCCACUACGCGACGCCGGGUAUCUCAGCUAUCUCAACGGCAGUCACUUCGUCCAGCGCCAGGUAACAGUGUCGUGUACUGGCAGCGCACCUUUCGAUCGAAUCGACACCGGUGAUGGCGUACCCAAACGAGACAUCUUUUAUGAUGCCAGGCUCGACGAUUGGGAUCCGAAGUACACUAGACUAAGAGCGAAGGUAUCCCAGCAAGUUUUGAUUGCUCACAAAGCUGGGAUCAAGGUCCAUUAUUGGGAUUUACCGGGUGACUCUCUAUGGGAGCCUCUGACCGCACUCAGCGUUGAUCGUCUCAAUGCUGAUGACAUGCUGGCUACAGCUCGACUUCUGCGUGUAUAGAAACGGAUUGUCAUCGAAGGGUUAGAUACUGCAGCUGUUAUACCAGCAGGCGCAUGUAGUUAUUAUGCAGCCACAUGGAAUGAAAAUAAUCAUGGAUAAUUACAGA